Auanema sp. JU1783 is the source of this 801-nucleotide messenger RNA. Lineage: Eukaryota; Metazoa; Nematoda; Chromadorea; Rhabditida; Rhabditidae. The record is from the annotation of a GenBank genome assembly.
AUGGUAGCCGAUGAAGCUUCUACUCCUUACACUGAGGGUUCUGUUGUGAUUAAUGAUUUGAAUAUUGGUUAUGCCAAGUAUGGCAAUGGCUCUGAAAUCGUUGUUUGUAUUUGUGGAGCUGUUGGAAGCUAUAAGAAAGAUUGGCCGCUGACUCUGCUCAAACAUUUCGAUCCUUCUUUUGUCACAUUAAUAUGUAUUGAUCCACCUGGCUAUGGAACUUCUCGUCCUCCUGAACGCGUACAAGAAGUUGGACGAUGCACGAAAGACGGAGCACUCGUUGUGCAAGUGAUGGAGAAAUUAGAAAUUGAAAAGUAUACCGUAAUGGGAUGGUCAGAGGGAGCUCGCACAUCUAUUCAUGUAGCAGCACGAGGCAAAGGACGUGUUCAACGUCUUAUCCUAUUAGCUCCUGGUUCAAAAGUUAGUAAACUAGGAUCGAUGGCCUUUAGUGGUAUGAGGAAUACAGAUCAUUGGUUGCCAUCAGCAAGAGCUCCAUAUUUGGCUCAUUACUCCGAUGACUAUUUGAAAAAACAAUGGGCAGAUCUGUGUGAUGUUGUACAGCAAGUAUAUGAUUUCUGUGGAGGACGUUUUCCUUGUGAUUAUGAACUUCCCUCCAUUACCUGUCCAACACUUGUUGUAAAUGGCGGUCUUGAUAGAUUCUGUGGAGAUGCCAAAGACUUCAUAAGUGUCAUUAAGAAUUCAAAACUUGAAGUUCAUGCACAAGGUGGACAUGACUUCUAUCUGAAAUAUCCAAAAUGGUUUUCUGAUAAAAUUCAAAACUUCCUCAGAAAUACAACAUGUUGA